AAGUCAGGUUACACUGAUUACAACUGUUAGGCAAAGUACCUCUUGCAAUCAUGUCUUGCCCCCAUAAAGUGUGACACACACCAAGGCCCCACCCCCUCUAAUCAUCCAUAGCAUAAAAUGUUUCCUACACGUGUCUUAAUUCAAUUAUGAGACGAAUAAUUUUCAAAAUCCAGAGCCCAUGACAGUUUCCAGCUGUCAGAGUACUGGGCAGUCGGCCUUGUUCUGUGGCUAUAUUAACAGACCCUAAUUAAGUCAUAGAUAAUCCCCAUGGCACUGGUGUCGAUGCUCUGCACCCAAUGGCCAGACUAUUACUGAUUAUUUAUGAAGAGAUGAGGUGCCCCGUCCCCGGAAGCUCGCUGUGACGCGGGGCCUCCGCCACUUCCGUCCCCACAGAAACCUCCUGGGUCUGAGUAAGGUUGCAGUUCAUGCGACUCGGUGCCUGCGGUUAGUGGCCGCCUACCACUGGAAGGAAGAUUCUUCAAGCAAGCAUUAUGUCAACCGACACAGAUCUUUCUCUUUCUUCAUAUGAUGAAGAUCAGGGAUCCAAAUUUAUCCGAAAAGCUAAAGAGGCACCAUUUGUCCCCAUUGGAAUGGCAGGUUUUGCAGCAAUUGUCGCAUAUGGAUUAUACAGAUUGAAGAGCAGGGGAAAUACUAAAAUGUCCCUUCAUCUGAUCCACAUGCGUGUGGCAGCCCAAGGCUUUGUUGUGGGAGCAAUGACUCUUGGUAUGGGCUAUUCCAUGUAUCGGGAAUUCUGGGCAAAACCUAAACCUUAGAAGAAGAGAUGCUGUCUUGGUCUUGUUGGAGGAGUUUGUUUUAUUAUUGAGGUUACUUAUCUGUGUCAAAAAUAAAUUAUUUGAAUGGGUUCAGA
This is a messenger RNA of Nycticebus coucang (slow loris), 868 nucleotides long. RefSeq names its product HIG1 hypoxia inducible domain family member 1A (gene HIGD1A). The coding region runs from base 492 to 773 and encodes 93 amino acids. Gene Ontology annotation, cellular component: mitochondrion. NCBI's taxonomy places the organism in Eukaryota, Metazoa, Chordata, Mammalia, Primates, Lorisidae. The record is from RefSeq and is a predicted model, not a curated record. Gene Ontology annotation, biological process: mitochondrial respirasome assembly; negative regulation of apoptotic process. The transcript is spliced from 4 exons.